Messenger RNA from Hemiscyllium ocellatum (epaulette shark), 2585 nucleotides. It is a transcript of the gene msto1, whose product is annotated as misato mitochondrial distribution and morphology regulator 1. The transcript has 14 exons. Gene Ontology annotation, biological process: mitochondrion distribution. The record is from RefSeq and is a predicted model, not a curated record. Gene Ontology annotation, cellular component: cytoplasm. Bases 14 to 1768 code for a protein of 584 amino acids. NCBI's taxonomy places the organism in Eukaryota, Metazoa, Chordata, Chondrichthyes, Orectolobiformes, Hemiscylliidae.
UUGAGGAGGGAGGAUGGCGAACGCGAGCCGGGAGGUGGUGACUCUCCAGCUCGGCCACUACAGCAACUUUGUGGGCACUCACUGGUGGAACCUGCAGGAUGCUGCCUUGUGUUACGAUGGGGAACCCAAUGACUCGUACUCUGAGAUCAACAGCAAUGUUCUGUUCCGAGAAGGGGUGACACUGCAAGGCCAACCCACCUACACCCCCCGCCUGAUCCUGAUGGACCUCAAAGGGAGUUUAAGCAGUCUGAAGCAGGAGGGAUCUCUGUACGGCGUUAGUCAGACUGAACCUGCACUAACAUGGAAAGGGAGCCUGAGUGUACACAAGGAGGAUCCCGCGGUGAAGAAUCAGUUUCUACAGCAGCUUGACAGGCUUGGGGAUGAGCUGAACUCCAACUCCAGAGCAUUCCAAGGAGAGGAAAGAGCUGCAGCAGUGCCUGGGGCUGAGAGAGCCCACAACUUAUCACAGAGCAGCUACAGGCUGGAGGACAGUGUCGGGGUGUGGUCCGACUUCCUGAGAGUGCACCUUCACCCAAAGACUAUCUCUGUCAUCCAGCAAUACAACCACAGCAGCACCUCCGACCGAUUCGAAGCUUUUGGGUUUGGUGAGAAGCUGGUCCGUGAUCCUUUGUUCCUGGAUGAUUUUGAGGACAGGCUGCACUUCUACAUUGAAGAGUGUGACUAUCUGCAGGGCUUCCAUAUUCUCUGUGACCUGCAUGACAGCUUCGCUGGCCUUUCAGCCAAGGUGGUGGAGUUGCUGAACGAUGAAUACGGAGGCAAAGGCAUAUUGACGUGUGGUUUCAGCCCAGCUUCAUUUACAGACACAAGCCCAGUGACGGAGGUGCAUCGGCUGCUGAACUCUUUCAUGGGCAUCGUGCAGUUAUCGAGUCGCAGCUCCAUCUUCUGCCCCAUGUCACUGAACAGAAAUGCUCUGGGGCGGAAACGGCCAUCUCCCGUCAACUUCCCACACAUCAUCUACGACGCAUCUCUGAGUUAUCACAGCAGUGCAGUGCUCGCUACCGCCCUGGAAACACUCACCAUCCCGUAUCGGCUGCACUCCUGUGGUAUCUCCCUGUCCCAGCUGACAGACGCUCUCAACCUAGCCGGGAGAAAGGUGAUCAGUGCGUCUGCCUCGAUCCCGUUCCCUAUAAGGGACACAGACACUAUCCCAGACGUACUCUGCAGACAGCAAGCUGCAAUGCUGUGGACCAGGCUGACACCAUGUGGAGACUUCCAGGAGUCCCAAUGCUUUGCUCAGUCGGUGGUGAUCCGAGGAGUCAGCAAUGAAAGACAAAUCAGUAAUCUUCCUCCAGGAGUAAGGGUGCCCUCGGUAUUACAUAGCUGUCCAACUGGAGAGGAUGUGCUGAGUACAUUCCUGCACAGUUACUUCCCCACCGCUCUCAGUGCUGUCCAUCUGGCUCAAACCCCCUGUUCCGUCACCUCUCCUUAUCCACAGUUUUUCAGUCCAUCCUUGAACAAACAGGGACAGCUCCUGGGAGAUGGUCUGUCGUCGUCGUCGUCAACGUGUGCUGUCCAGAGUAUUCCCGUGAUGAGUACGCUUCAGUCAUCACCAGUCUUACACAGUGUCCUGCGCAGUUUGUACCAGGAGGUGAACAGCCUCAACCUUCGCAAGUUCAGCGCCUUUCUGUCUGCUGGUACUGACCUGGAGGAUGUCCGCGAGGUCCUCGAGGAACUGAACACCCUGGCCCACUGCUACAAAAUUAACUUUGAUAUGGAGGAAUCAGGAGAUGAUUCUGAUGGUGAAUAGAGAACGCUGUAAACCUGCCAAGCCCCUCAAGUGAUGCUUACCCCUGAGGAACAGGGCAAACUGGGAAUCCACAUCUGUAAAUACGUUCAACACCAGAGAGCAGUGCCACAUUCCACCGUCAAUGCAACAGGUCAGACAGAGGGUGACUGCUGGGUCCCUCAGCCAGGCAUGAAUGACCACUGAGAGAGACAGGAGGCUGCUUCCUUAAUACGGAGACUUUGUUGUUUAUUUUCUUUUGCAAUAAAAAUUGAAGUGGAAAGUGACAGCAGCAUUGCUGUUUGGGGAGCUGCUGAGAUUAACCCUUUUCUCUUUAUCACCUUAUUGAAAAUACCAGAUCGCAGUGUCAAAAGAUUUAUUCAGCUAUUUUGACUCAACAGUGCUAGUAACACAAACUUACAGACAACCACUCACUAUAACUUAACAUGUACAAAAAAAUACAUUACACAUUUAAUUUACAGCAAUUUAAAAAAAAGACUUAUCUGGCAGCAGCUGGUGGUAAAAUCACUAUCCAAAUUUUGGAUCCAUUAGCACAGACUAUUUCUUUAUAACUCUCACAUCCAUCCUUUUCCAAGUCCGUGUGGACACUGCUUCAGGUCAGUAUCAGACUGACAGGGGAACCCACUGAGUUACUGGGAGUCUGCAUAUUUAAAAUAACCCCUUCCUGUGCAAUAAAGGCCACAUUGCAUACUCCAGCUCACGAGUUAAAAAUCACACCACACCAGGGUUAAUUGGAAACACUAGCUUUCCGAGCGCACAAUUGUAAGAGCUAGAAUUUAUAGCAAAAGUUUAGUGUGCUGUAACUGAAAUUAUACUUUGA